Messenger RNA from Aegilops tauschii subsp. strangulata, 1742 nucleotides. Its product is annotated as protein ALP1-like. The record is from RefSeq and is a predicted model, not a curated record. Lineage: Eukaryota; Viridiplantae; Streptophyta; Magnoliopsida; Poales; Poaceae.
AAAUACUCAAAGCCUGUCUCUCCCAUCUAGCCAUCUCCCUCUCCUCUUCCUCCCCCGGCGUCUCCUUCCUUGCGUUGCCCCUUGCUUUCCUCACGAAGCCAUACCGUACACGCUCGUCGUCCCCAGCAACUCCCCAUGCCCUGCACCCUCUGCAUGCCGAGCGACUGCGCGGGCCCCUUCGCCGCCACCUCGCCGCUGACGCAGUCGUGACACCCGCUGCGCUGUUCCCCCCGUGUUCACCCCACCCCUGGUUCCUGAUUUCACCAGGUCCCAUCAGAUUACUCGCUCUUCCUGAUUCAUCCGGGCCGAGACUCCGUGUUCGUCAUGGCGCCGCUUCGCGGGGCCAAGCGCCGCAAGAAGGCGGCCGCGGAGAAGAAGGCCGCAAUGGCGGCCGCGGCGGCGGGGCAGGGUGCGCCUGGCGGCGACUGGUGGGAUGGCUUCUGCAUGAGGAUGGCAGGAACCUUAUCCUCUGCGGAGGAUGCACACAGAUUUGAGUCUCUCUUCAAAAUGCCCAGAAAAACUUUCAACUAUGUUUGCAGCUUGGUAAAAGAUGAUAUGAUGGUAAGGGCUAGCAGCUACACCUUUAUCGAUGGGACGGUGCUGUCUUUAGAAGAUCGAGUAGCUGUUGCUCUGAGAAGGUUGAACUCUGGUGGGUCGCUGGUGACCGUAGGAACCUCUGUUGGUGUGAACCACUCGACUGUCUCUCUGAUAACUUGGAGAUUUGUUGAAGCUGUGGAGGCACGAGCAGGCCACCACUUACGCUGGCCAGAUUCGGAUGAGAUGGCGAUGAUCAAAUCCAAGUUUGAGAAGAUCCAUGGUUUGCCAAACUGCUGUGGUGUAGUAGACACAACUCACAUCAUUAUGUGUCUCUCUUCAGCUGAACCAAACUGCAAGGUGUGGCUAGACCACGAGAAGAAUUACAGCAUGGUAUUGCAGGCUGUCAUUGAUCCUGAUAUGAGGUUCACAGACAUUGUAACCGGUUGGCCAGGUAGCAUGAAAGAGUCGAGUAUUUUACACAGCUCUGGUCUCUUCAGGCUGUGCGAGAACGGUGCACGGUUGAAUGGCAGCAAACUGACGGUAUCAGACGGGUCAGAAGUUGGGGAAUACGUAAUUGGUGAUGCAGGAUACCCUCUUCUCCCGUGGCUGUUCACUCCUUACCUGGACAAUGACCUCUCAGAAUUGAAAGUGGAAUUCAAUAAGAGACACUCUGCAGCCAGAACAGUCGCGCUGAAGGCGCUGGCGAGGUUCAAGGACACAUGGAAGUUCCUGCAGGGAGAGAUGUGGCGCCCCGACAAGCAUAAGCUGCCUCGGAUAAUCCAUGUGUGCUGUCUGUUGCAUAACAUAGUGAUAGACAUGGAGGAGGAUGCAGCCAUGGACGACGCUCAUAUAUCAGAUGAUCAUGACGCUAAUUACAGUCAGCAAGUGUGCCAGUUAUCAGAUGAGAAGGCUGUCAGGAUGAGAGACAAACUGUCCGAGCACUUGAACAGCAGUUGACAGAAGAGCUCGAUGAAGAAUUGAAUGUAGGUGCUGCUGUUGAUUCCGUCCGUUGCAGGCUUGCAGCUUAGGCUUUGGCUGCAUAGUUUUGCAGAGUUUUGGCCAAUCUUGACUGAUGAAACUCGGUUGUAAUCUUAGAGCCGUAGUCCAUGCCAAUUCGAUCUGGCUCUUUUGACUUUUUAUCAUCUUGUUGGUGCUCAAUGAAUAUUACUCUUUACAAGAUCGACUAUAAACUGUCCCUUUCGGCA